CGAGUGCCCACCGUGGGGGCGGUGCACCCCCGCAGCGGUGGGGGUCCCGGGUGCCCUCUGGGGGUCGCGCAGCGCCGUGCCCCUCCCCGGGCGGCCCAGCCUUGUUCCUCGGGAUCCUUUUCCGCCUCCGCGGGGCCGCAGCCAGCGCUCGGCAAAUAAACAUCCCCCGCCGGGCCCCGCGCCAGCGCUUAAAUAAACAGCCGGGCCCCGUUGUGAAACCCGCGGCCCCCUCCCCACCGCCUCCCCCCCCCCGCGUGGGGCGCAGCGCUCUGGCCGUGCCCGCAGCUGAGCCCCGACGCGAUCGGUGCACGCAGCCGUGGUGAUGUGGGACGUCCUCGGGGAACCCCGCGUCCCCCCCCCCGACGUCACCCUGUGCACUCUGUCCCCGUGCCGUGGGAUUCAGGUGUGAGGCCCGGGGCUGCCCCGCGUUCUGGCCCCCCCUAAGCCCCCCCCGGGCCGCUAAGCCGGGAUGAGCGCAGUGCCCGCAGUGGUGCCGCUAAUCAGAGGAUUGCGGUAAUCUGUGGGGCAGCGCCGGGCACCGCUGUGCCCCCCCGGGCUUUGGGGUGGGGAAACUGAGGCACGGGGCAGCGCUGGGUUCGGUGCCCCAUUUUAACCCCUUCUCUCUGCUCCCCCCGCAGCGCCCGGAGCCGCUCCGUGCCAGGACAGCCCCAUGCUCUGCUCGGCCCCCGCGCCCCCCGCCUGAGUGCCCCCCAGUGCCGGAGGCCCCGCCAUGGCCAGCAACAGCAGCUCCUGCCCCACGCCCGGGGGGGGGCACCUGAACGGCUACCCCGUCACCCCCUACGCCUUCUUCUUCCCCCACAUGCUGGGGGGGCUCUCCCCGCCCAGCUCACUGCCCGGCAUCCAGCACCAGCUGCCCAUCAGUGGCUACAGCACGCCUUCACCUGCCACCGUGGAGACGCAGAGCACCAGCUCAGAGGAGAUCGUGCCCAGCCCGCCCUCCCCACCGCCGCUGCCGCGCAUCUACAAGCCGUGCUUCGUCUGCCAGGACAAAUCCUCGGGGUACCACUACGGCGUCAGCGCCUGCGAGGGCUGCAAGGGCUUCUUCCGCCGCAGCAUCCAGAAGAACAUGGUGUACACGUGCCACCGGGACAAGAACUGCAUCAUCAACAAGGUGACGCGCAACCGCUGCCAGUACUGCCGCCUGCAGAAGUGCUUCGAGGUCGGGAUGUCCAAGGAGUCCGUCCGCAAUGACCGCAAUAAGAAGAAGAAGGAUGUGCCGAAGACGGAGUGCUCAGAGAGCUACAUCAUCACCCCUGAGGUGGAGGAGCUGAUCGAGAAGGUCCGCAAAGCGCACCAGGAGACGUUCCCUGCACUGUGCCAGCUCGGCAAAUACACCACGAACAACAGCUCGGAGCAGCGCGUGUCGCUGGACAUCGACCUGUGGGACAAGUUCAGUGAGCUGUCCACAAAGUGCAUCAUCAAGACGGUGGAGUUCGCCAAGCAGCUGCCAGGCUUCACCACGCUCACCAUCGCCGACCAAAUCACGCUGCUGAAAGCCGCCUGCCUGGACAUCCUGAUCCUGCGGAUCUGCACGCGCUACACCCCCGAGCAGGACACCAUGACCUUCUCAGACGGGCUGACGCUGAACCGCACGCAGAUGCACAACGCCGGCUUUGGGCCGCUCACAGACCUGGUGUUCGCCUUCGCCAAUCAGCUGCUGCCGCUGGAGAUGGACGAUGCUGAGACCGGGCUGCUGAGCGCCAUCUGCCUCAUCUGCGGGGACCGCCAGGACCUGGAGCAGCCUGACAAGGUGGACAAACUGCAGGAGCCGCUGCUGGAGGCACUGAAGAUCUACGUGAGGAAGAGGCGGCCCAACAAACCCCACAUGUUCCCCAAAAUGCUGAUGAAGAUCACAGAUCUCCGCAGCAUCAGCGCCAAGGGCGCCGAGCGGGUGAUCACACUGAAGAUGGAGAUCCCAGGCUCGAUGCCGCCGCUCAUCCAGGAGAUGCUGGAGAACUCGGAGGGCAUGGACACGCUGGGGGGGCAGCCGGGUGGUCCCCGCACAGGAGGUUUGGGGCCCCCCCCGGGCAGUUGCAGCCCCAGCCUCUCGCCGAGCUCCACGCGCAGCAGCCCGGCCACGCACUCGCCGUGACCCACGCCCUGCGUGCACCAGGACACAGCUUGAGGGGGGGUCCAUCUGCAGCCCCCCCGGGGCGGACUCCUCGCAGCCCCCCCCCGGCACAGCCCCGGGACCCCCACCGGAGCGGACCCAGUGGGAGCGGCGCUGCCCCCCGGCCCUCCCCACCCCGGGGCACUGCAGUGCUUUGGUUGAUUCACAUUUCAGGGGCGCGGGGGCCCCCGGGACGCCUCCCUCCCCCACCCCCCCGGCCCCACCAGCACCAGCACAAACGGGACCGCGACCGCCGCCAUCGCCCCGGCCCGGCCCGGC
Messenger RNA from Phasianus colchicus (ring-necked pheasant), 2410 nucleotides. RefSeq names its product retinoic acid receptor alpha (gene RARA). NCBI's taxonomy places the organism in Eukaryota, Metazoa, Chordata, Aves, Galliformes, Phasianidae. Gene Ontology annotation, biological process: retinoic acid receptor signaling pathway; cellular response to corticotropin-releasing hormone stimulus; regulation of transcription by RNA polymerase II. The record is from RefSeq and is a predicted model, not a curated record. Gene Ontology annotation, molecular function: RNA polymerase II cis-regulatory region sequence-specific DNA binding; nuclear receptor activity; nuclear glucocorticoid receptor binding. Gene Ontology annotation, cellular component: transcription regulator complex; nucleus.